AUGGCGACUUCAGCCGCCAGCGGGCUACCUACGACGCGCGUCGACGUCCCCUCAUGGAACGGCGAGGCAGACAAGUUGACGAGCUACAAGUUUGAGGUCUCCAUGUUCACCAAGAGCAUCAAGACUGCGGAGCGCUACGUGUGCGGCCCGCAGCUGGUGCGCGCCCUCGGGGCGCGAGUCCGGACGACGGUGGAGAGCUGCCCGGACAUCGACACGGUCGACGAGAUCGACAAGGAUGGAGUUUUGAUUGGUUGGAACAAAGUGUUUCAGUACGUAUUGGAGAAGCUGGACUUCACCAGCCUGAAUGAUACGGGCCUCCUCGCGGAGGAGUUCUUCCUGAAGGUCAGCCGGAACUCGGGCGAGACCUUCCAGGACUGGGCCGCCAGAUUCGAGAAGAAGGAGCGGGAGCUGUUGGUGCAGCUCCAAGUCAUUGAUUCCAGCGUGACGGAAGUGAUUGCGAAGCCUCUUCGGACAUGGUGGUUCCUUCGGAAGUCCAAGCUAUCCCCUGUUCAACGUGGAGAGAUCACCGCCACUGCAGGUGGCGACCUCAACUUUGGCAAGACAUACAAGGCCUUGCUCACGCGCUUCCCGGCGGAGGCGCUGGCGGAGCUCGACGGCAAGCAGCACCGUAAGGCCUUCUAUGAGGACACGCCCGUCGACGACGUUGAGGACGAGACUGGUGGGGAAGAUAUUGAUUUCACAGAGGUUGUCGAGCAGCUGAUCACCCUCGCUGAAGAAGAUGAAGAUGAGGAGCCAGCUGACGACAACCCAGCGGACAACGAGGUGUUCGCAGAGUUCAAGCAGGUGGGCAGGAGCUUCAAGGACGCUCGCGACCUGAUCCGACGCCUUCGAGUGUCCCGCGACUACUACCCGGUCGUGUCGCUCAAGGACCCCGAUCGCGUGCCCCCUCCUCCAAACCCGGGACGAGGCUUCCAGCGUGGCCGUGGCAAGAACGGUCGAGGCCGCGCUCGCUUCGACACGGGCAAGGGACGUGACAUGUCCAAGAUGAAGUGCAUCGCGUGCGGCGAAUAUGGUCAUCGAGCGGCGGACUGCAACGAGAGGUUCAAGAAAGAUAACACGAGAGAUGGAGCUCGUGGGACUACUCACAACGGCUUCGUCCUGUCCGCCCUCGACGAGUACCUCUACCUCCUGGAGCGCGACGGCAUCUGGGCGAUCCUCGACAUCGGGGCCACGAAGAGCCUCGGCGGCCUCGAGAGCGUCGAGAACCUCAUGUACGAGAUGCUGGACCAGCACGGCCAGGAGUUCGAGACGACACAUGACGAGUGCUCAUUCACCUUCGGCGACGGCCUCCAGAAGAGCUCGAUGGGCACGGUGAAGGGGAACGUGUUCCUCGGCGGCGACCUGACCGAGGUCAAGCUGUCGGUGAUGCCGAACCGCGUGCCGAUCCUCCUGGGCAUGGACAUUCUGACUGACUCGCUGAAGGUUGUGGUCGACUGCGGCCGGAACUGGAUCGGCCUUCCGACCAUGGGCAACAAGGUGUUCUUCUGCGAGCGCCUCUCGAGCAACCAUCUGGCCGUCAACCUGACGACGCCGCAGUGGUGGAAGGAGGUGCCGCUUUCCUUGCCGAGUGCCGGGUGCCUGACGUCCGAAGCGACGGCGCCCGAUGUUCUGGUCGAGGAGCUGCCCGAAGAGGCCGCUCCGUGCAGCUGCUGCCCUGCGGGGAUCGACAACUUCGGCUCCAGCGACCCCGACGCCAGCAUCAGCAGCAACACCAGCUAUUCCGGCAAGAGCCACACGUGUACGAAGGCGACGGAGGUGACCAUCCGGGAGCAGGCAGUGGCUCUACGCUGGCGGCGCCUGUCCAACAAGCUGACCUCCCCGGAGGUGCAGGGGGGCUGGAAGUUCACUCCGGAGAUGCUCGACGACUCGGAACUGCCGGAGAUGGACUCGAAGAGGAAACGCUGA
Prorocentrum cordatum is the source of this 1926-nucleotide messenger RNA. The record is from the annotation of a GenBank genome assembly. Lineage: Eukaryota; Dinophyceae; Prorocentrales; Prorocentraceae.